Messenger RNA from Grosmannia clavigera kw1407, 1434 nucleotides. RefSeq names its product nedd8 activating enzyme. NCBI's taxonomy places the organism in Eukaryota, Fungi, Ascomycota, Sordariomycetes, Ophiostomatales, Ophiostomataceae. Gene Ontology annotation, cellular component: cytoplasm; nucleus. Gene Ontology annotation, molecular function: NEDD8 activating enzyme activity. Bases 1 to 1434 code for a protein of 477 amino acids. The transcript has 3 exons. The record is from RefSeq and is a predicted model, not a curated record. Gene Ontology annotation, biological process: protein neddylation.
AUGCAGGCUGGCUUCACAGCGGGGACGCCUGUUGCAGCUGCGCUUAUCGAUAAGCAGCCCAGCCUCACAUCACGACUCGAAAACGGCAAGAAUAGGAGGCGGAAUAGGAGCGGGAACAUGGCAGCGACCGACGCCGAGACAGGCUCUGGGCGGCGAUGGAAGCACCUGGACCAGAUACGGACGACGCCAGGACCAUUCACACCGAUGGAGGCCGGGUUUGACCCGGAGCAGGUGGUGCCUUUUAUCGACAAGAUGAAGGUGCUCGUCAUCGGGGCAGGCGGGCUUGGCUGCGAGAUCCUCAAGAACUUGGCGCUGUCAGGGUUCAAGGACAUCCACGUGAUCGACAUGGACACGAUCGACAUCUCGAACCUCAACCGGCAGUUCCUGUUCCGGCAGUCAGACGUGGGCAAGUACAAGGCAGAGGUGGCGGCACGGUUCGUCAUGCGGCGGGUGCGCGGCGUGACGAUCACACCGCACAACCGACGGAUCCAGGACUUUGACCAGACUUUUUACAUGCAGUUUCAAGCAGUUGUGUGUGGUCUCGACAGCAUCGAGGCGCGGCGGUGGAUCAACGCGAUGCUAGUGGACCUGGCCGAGAACGGCGAUGACGACGGGGCCGGCGACGCGAUCAAGCCGCUCAUCGACGGCGGCACCGAGGGUUUCAAGGGCCAGUCGCGCGUCGUCAUUCCGACGCUGACAUCGUGCAUCGAGUGCCAGCUAGACAUGCACGCACCACGCGCGGCCGUGCCGCUGUGCACGCUAGCCAGCAUCCCGCGGCAGCCCGAGCACUGUAUCGAGUGGGCACACGUGAUCGCCUGGGAUCAGGAGCAGCCGUUCCCAGCUCUGGACAACGACGACCCCGAGCACAUCACCUGGCUGUACCACAAGGCGCUGGGCCGUGCGGCUGAAUUUGGCAUCGCCGGCGUCACCUACGCCCUCACCCAGGGCGUGGUCAAGAACAUCAUCCCUGCCAUCGCGUCCACCAAUGCCGUCGUCGCUGCUAGCUGCUGCAACGAGGUCCUCAAGAUCGCCACCAGCAUCGCCCCCUCGCUCGGCCUCGAGGACAACUACAUGAUGUACUCGGGUAACGACAGCAUCUACACAUAUACCUUCAAGCACGAGCGCAAGGACGACUGUCCCGUCUGCUCGCCCGACCAAAAGGCCCGCCCCCUGCCCACCGACCUGUCUGUCACCCUGUCCGACUUUCUCGACUCUUUCAGCGACCGCCCUGAGGCCCAGCUCAAGAAACCGUCCGUGCGCGCUGAGGGGCGCACGCUUUACAUGCGCUCGCCCCCCAGCCUCGAAGAACAGACCCGUCCAAACCUUCACAAGACGCUGGCCGACCUCGGUCUCGAGCACGGCUUCGAGGUUGUCAUCACCGACCCGGCCUUUCCUAGCCUCGUCUUCAGCUUCGUCCUUGUCCCAAUCGCCUAG